UCUUCUACUUCUACUAUUCAUUAUUGGUUAACCAGAUAACAAUUAGAGUUUAAUACAUGAACUGUAUUAGCUAGCUGUCUCAUCUGGGGGGUGGUAUAUAUAGGGAAGGAUGCCCGUUCUUCUUUUGACAGUAAUUCUGUCUUAAAAAUCUCCAGUAAUGGAAACCUUUGAGAAAAGUUCUCUUACAAUAGUUACCCUCCUCAUAAUCUUGGCUAACAGUAUAUUCUGCCCUCUACUGGUAGAAUCCUGUAAUGCCAUAGAUGCAGAGGCGUUGCUUCAUUUUAAGCGUGGGAUUACAUCUGACCCACAGCCACAGUCAAAACUAAAAACUUGGGUCCGUAGGACCAACUGUUGUGCAGAGUGGCAAGGUGUGAGUUGUGAUCCUGCAAAUGGAAGAGUAGAUGGAAUCUCCAUAACUGGCUUUCGAGAUGAAGGUGGUGUUGAUCCCCUCUUCGGCUUGGUAGGUACACUCUCCCCUUUCCUUGGCAAUCUUACCUAUCUUCAAUACCUAUACUUUACAGACCUCGGUGGGUUGAUGGGUCCAAUCCCUCCUGAACUAGGAAAGUUGUCCCAUUUAACCAGUCUUAGUUUAACCAACAAUCUACUAAAUGGUUCAAUACCUUCUUCACUUGGUAACCUCCGUAAGCUAAAAUAUCUUUACCUCGGCCAUAAUAGUCUCUCUGGUACCUUACCCUACUCUCUUUUCAAGUCCUUGAAGUCGCUCUUGACUCUGGAACUAGAGGGAAAUCAAUUUACUGGUUCAAUACCAUCUUUGAUUUCAAAUCUACUUUCACUUGAAAAGAUUUAUCUUAAACAAAACAACCUCUCUGGUGUGAUCCCACUUGGUAUCAGCAAACUUAAGCAACUCAACUAUAUAGAUUUCUCAUAUAAUCGUCUCACUGGAAACAUUUCAGAUUCCAUAGGUACACUCUCCAAAUUACAAUCAUUGUUCCUCAACCAUAACAAACUCUCAGGAUUUAUACCAAAUUCUGUAGGUAAACUUUCUCAGUUGCAGGAUUUAUUUCUUGACCAUAACAAAAUUACUGGAAUCAUACCAAAAUCUGUAGGUAAACUCUCCAAGUUGCAGACUUUAUACCUCGACCAUAAUAGACUCACUGGACAUAUUCCUUCAUCCAUAGGCGGCCUUAUUUCAUUACAGAUUUUAAAUUUAGGUGACAAUAAAUUGACGGGUGUGUUACCUUCUUCCAUUGGCAAUCUCUCCCAAAUACAAAUGAUUGUCUUAGAAAACAAUAUGAUUUCAGGAAAGUUGCCACCAACUAUGGGGCAUCUGACUACAUUGUUUAGUGUCCUGUUUUCAAACAACAAAUUUGUCGGCCAAAUCCCUUCGAGUUUUGCCAAUCUCAAACUCUAUACUUUGCAGUUGUCUAACAAUCAACUCAUUGGCCCUCUUCCCCCUCAAUUUGCUAAUGCAAGCAUAUACAUUCUCGAUUUAUCAUAUAAUCCACUCGGAUUGAAGCAAAUACCAGAUUGGUUGUUCAAGUUAAACAUCCAUAAUCUUACGUUAGCUGGGACAGGGAUCAAAGGGAAGUUGCCACAAUCAAUUUCUUCCCCCCCAUAUAUAACUCACCUUGAUUUAUCGAACAAUCAAAUCAUUGGGAAGUUGCCUUCAUGGAUAGGAAAUAUGAGUAUUCUAGAGUCACUUAACUUAUCUAAUAAUAGAUUUUACUCUGCAAUUCCGGUUGAAUUUUCAAAUCUUCAUCAACUCUCAGUCCUCGUUCUUCACUCAAACAACUUCACAGGCUCCUUGGAUAUAGUUUUCAAUAAAGUGGGAUGGGAGUACACCUCCAUCGACGUGUCUAGCAAUAGGUUCUCAGGUCCUCUUGACAUAAACAUAGGUGACAAACCGGCAAUGAGGUCCAUCACUUCCUUAAUCUUGUCUAAGAACCCACUAGGAGGAACCAUACCAUUGUCGAUUGGCAAAUUAUACGGGCUGCAAGUUCUGCAGAUGGUGAGUAACCGACUAUCAGGGAGAAUUCCUAAACAACUUGGGAAAUCCGAGGGGUUAACAUCACUUUUGCUAUCGAGGAAUAAACUGACUGGAAGUAUUCCGAAGGAGGUGUUGAAUUUGGAGAAGCUGCAAGUGUUUGAUGUGUCAAGGAAUCAAUUGAGCGGAGAGAUACCUCCUCAUAACUCAAGCAUUCCUGCUUCAGCAUUUUCGCGAAAUCUUGGCCUGUGUGGUGCUCCAUUACCUCCUUGUAAACGUAUGUAAUUGUAGUACUAUUUACAAACUACUGUUGUAGUAACUAUGGAAAUCAAAAUACACUCAACAAAUAAUUAUAUCAAUCUUGGGUGAUAUGUCCUAAUUUAGUCUCUCCUUUACAUAACCUUCCAUAUCCAAAUGCUUAGCAUUUUUGCUAACCUGCUGAUUGGCUGUUAUAUGGCAUGUACUGAUACUCAGAUAAUCUAUUCUGAGUACAUUUGAUUAUUUUGGAUGAUUUUUGGAUGCAUGUCUUAAAUUAUUUCUUCAUUUGUGUUAAGAUUAACUAUU
Molecule: messenger RNA, 2509 nt
Organism: Chenopodium quinoa (quinoa)
Lineage: Eukaryota; Viridiplantae; Streptophyta; Magnoliopsida; Caryophyllales; Amaranthaceae
Product: probable LRR receptor-like serine/threonine-protein kinase At1g34110
Exons: 1
Coding region: 158-2230 (690 amino acids)
Molecular function (GO): protein binding
Source: RefSeq, a predicted model, not a curated record